Molecule: messenger RNA, 4156 nt
Organism: Vespa mandarinia (Asian giant hornet)
Lineage: Eukaryota; Metazoa; Arthropoda; Insecta; Hymenoptera; Vespidae
Biological process (GO): embryo development; regulation of transcription by RNA polymerase II
Cellular component (GO): nucleus
Molecular function (GO): RNA polymerase II cis-regulatory region sequence-specific DNA binding; DNA-binding transcription factor activity, RNA polymerase II-specific
Source: RefSeq, a predicted model, not a curated record
UACGGGCUACGAGGAGCACGCGCGCCGAUUCAUCGGCCGAUCGCGCCACGAAACUCGCUCGCUAGCUAGCUAGCUCGAUUGCUUGCUAGCUCGCUCUGCUCUGCUCUCCUCUGGUCUCUUCUGUUCCGUUCUAUUCUGUUCUGUUCUGUUCUGUUCUGUUCUGUUCUUUUCUGUUCUCUUUUGUUCUGUUACGUUUUGCUUUUCUCUGUUCACCUCUGUUCUUCUCUAAUCACCUCUCCUCUGUUCCAUUCUGUUCUCCUAUCUGUUCUGUUCUGCUCGCGUCGCUUGAUCUCUUCGUACGCGCGUGAGUCUGCCGGAAACGAAGACGUUUUGCCACCGCCAAGCGGUUUACAAGAGUCAACUCGCGAUAUAACCAUCGCGCGCCUUCUAUCCUCAGUUGUCUUCUCAUCUCAUUUCUUCACUUAUCUUCUCCUUGUCUUGUCUUGUCUUGUCUUGUCCUGUCUUGUCUUGUCUUGAAGUUUGCGAGAAGUAUUUUAGUCUUCGCACCGGCAAUCAACGAAGUUCUCUUUCUCUCUCUCUCUCUCUCUCUCUCUCUCUCUCUCUCUCUCUCUGUCUGUCUUUCUCUCUCUCUUUCUCUAUCUAUCUAUCUACCUAUCUCUAUCUCUAUCUUUCGAAAUAUUUUAAUUCUUCUUUCUCGAUCACAGUUUCUCUCGGUACAGUUGUGAGAUGACACGAGAGUAAAGCCGGUGUGUUGUAUUUGUUAUCUAUCGCGAACAGUGUGUCCUCUUGUGAAUAAUUGGAUAAUAUCGAUAGAUAAGGAAAUAGAGAAAAAGGAGUAAGAAUAGUUAGAAAAAAAAGAGAAAGAAGAAGAAAAAGAGGAAAAAGAAGAAGAAGAAGAAGAAAAAGAAGAAGAAGAAGAGAAAGAAGAAGAUUAUAAAAGAGUGUGAUCUUUCGUUCGUUCGUUCGUUCGUUCGUCCUAAGUGCCGACGCGACGUGGACGCGAGGAAUCCGACGGCGUGCGUGACAUGUGCGAUCGUUUCUCCCGAAAGUGGUCCUCCUCUUCCUCAACGUCGUCUUCGCCGUCCUCGUCGUCUACAUUCUUAUCUUCAUCCUCAUUGCUACCGACCUAUCUUGGUCUAAGGAGAAGAGGAAAGAGAAGAAGAAGAAGAGGUAUAGAAGAGAGUCGCUUCGGGGAAUCGAAGAAGCAGGAAGCAGGAGAAGAAGAAGAAGAAGAAAAAGAGGAAGAGGAAGAAGAAAAAGAGGCAGAAGAAGAAGAAGAAGAAGUAGAAGAAGUAGAAGAAGAAAAAGGUGGUGCGUGGAGGAACGGAACGAUAAGGAUAACAUCCGGCGGCGCGACAGGUUGAAAAGAUGCUGGCACUCGCGAUGCGCCGCGAACAUACGACCGGCCGCAGCAAUUACGAGCCCGCGAAUCCGCUUGCGGCAUUCGAGCACCUGCAGCACGCGGCACCGACCGGCAACCCCUUCGAGGGCCGCGUGCGCGAAGUCGUACCUCCACCUCCACCCCCAACAGACUCCGAGGGUGAAUUGCAAGAGUUCGUCGACAUCGCGCAGGUCCAACAACUUCUGCAACAACAACAACAACAACAGCAACAGCAGCAACAGCAGCAGCAGCAGCAGCAGCAUCAACAUCAUCAACAUCAUCAGCAUCAGCAACAACAACAACAACAACAACAACAACAACAUCAACAGCAACAUAAUCAUCAGCAACAGGCUGCCGCAGCUGCAGCUGCCGCUGCCGCCGCCGCUGCCGCUGCUGCUGCCAGUGCUACUUCCUGUAUUUGGGGUGCGGUUUAUCCACCACCACCGCCGUCCCUCAGUUAUCAUCAUCAUCACCAUCAUCAUCAUCAUCCGCCGCCGACUUCGGGCGAGGACACGCAGUGCGCCAGUACCGGGACCACCGCCGCCGCCGCCAACACCACCACCGGCACCAGUAACACCGAGGAGACGACCGUCGACGCUCAGACAGGCGAUCAGCUGCUUCAGAGGAUGACGAUGGACGGCAUGGAGGUGGUGGGCUCGCAACCUCACGCGGCCACCAGCCCUUUUCUCUUAUCUUCACCUCCUUUAGGACAUCAUCAUCAUCACCAUCAUCACGCGACCUUCAAUCUACAAACGGUACAGCUAAGUUUUGACGCCUGUUUACCGUACAACGCUUCUUCCUCGACGUCGGCAUCGGUGGGCUGCGGUGUCGGCGCUACUUCGAGCCCCGCCAGCACAGCAUCCUCCUGUGCAUCCUUGGCAACAGCCUCGACCAAGACCAUACCGACCCUAUCAUUAACCUCCUGCGUGCCACUGCACUCGCAGCAUCAAAAUAACUCGUCUGACUCGUCCGAUCACUCCCACGCCCGACAUCAUCAUCACAAUCACCAUCAUCAUCAUCAUCAUCAUCGACUGGACGAUCACCAACAUCAUUGUCACGUCGACACGCCGUGCUCUUCGCCGGGCGACAUUAACGAUGUUACUAAAAGACACCGGCAACCUGAUGACAAUGACAAAGAUUAUACCAGGAACUGCAACGACGAUCUCCAAGACCCAAACGAGAAGGACAAGCCCGGUGACCUGAACACGCCGGUUACCACCAGCAGCGAUCUACCGUCCUUCUUUGGCCCCUCCGCACUGGUCGAACCGCCACCGAUCUCAGGCAGCCUGGCGGGCGAAGACCUCUCUUUGGAAGAGGCAACAGCGGAGGAAGACGAGAACGGUGGUCCAGCCAGUAGGGAUCAUCGUUCGCAUCACCAUCAUCAUCACCAUCAUCAAGAAACACAGGAUAGCGGUACGACGGGUGGACCAUCCUCUGAUAGUCCGUCGCGUCAUCAUCAAACUCAGGAAGAUGCGGAUCGUUGUAACGUUUUACAAGGCGGCGUUAUACUAUAUUCCUCGCCUCAUUCCACGUCGUCGGUCUCAACGACCGCCGCAACAAGCGUCAACAUUUGCAACGUUCCGACCUUAACCUACCGUGGUGUCUUUACGACUACCUGUACGCAGUCGCCGCCGCUUAACAGUCUACAGACUCAACAACAGCAGCAGCAACAGCCGCAGACCAGUAACCAAGAACUUUGGGCUCCUCUACCCUCGCCGACAUUGACAUUAACCGGGCAAACUUUUCUCCACCCGACCCUCCACUCAAGCCCCUACGGAAACGAGACGGUCGAGCUACUACAGGUCGAAUCGAAACCACCUCCACCUCCCGGUUACCACGACACACCAACGACGACCCCAUCGGCGUGGUUAACGCCACACGAGGAAACCUACGACCCUGGUCUUCUCUCCCAUCAUCAUUCUCAUCAUCAUCAUCAGGAGACUGCGCUUAAGCAGGAGCCAACGGGCACGAGCGGUUACCCUAGUACCGUCCAACAACCUCAACAACAACAGCAACAGCAACAACAACAACAACAGCAACCACCGCCACCACCUCAAGGACCUCAACCACAGCAACAACAACAGCAACAACAGCAACAACAACAACAACAACAACAACCAACCGGUACUACCGGUGUCCAACUAGCAGAGUACAAUCCUAGCACGUCGAAGGGCCACGAAAUUCUAUCGCAGGUGUAUCAACAGAGCGCCCUACCCCUCAGGCUGGUACCAGUUAAACCGCGAAAAUAUCCGAAUCGACCGAGCAAAACACCGGUUCACGAGCGCCCUUACGCCUGUCCGGUUGACGGCUGUGACCGUAGAUUCUCGCGAAGCGACGAAUUAACCCGGCACAUUCGAAUCCACACAGGACAAAAACCGUUCCAAUGUCGUAUCUGCAUGCGUUCCUUUUCGAGGAGCGACCAUUUAACCACCCACGUACGCACUCACACAGGCGAAAAGCCGUUUUGUUGCGAUCAGUGCGGACGAAAGUUUGCUAGGAGCGACGAAAAGAAGAGGCACGCUAAGGUGCAUCUCAAACAGAGACUGAAACGCGAGGCUACAGCACAUGGCAAUCCGAGAACUCAUUCACAGGCACACUCGUCACCUACUUGCAAUCAGUAACGAGCAGCUUGACUUUCGUUUCUGUAUUUGCGCGUCGCCGAUGUUGGCGCCGAUCAGACUCCAUCUGAUUCCCCCCCCCCAACCCACUCUCUCUCUCUCUCUCUCUCUCUCUCUCUCUCACUCUCUCUCUCUCUCUCUGCCCUCUCACUCACUCACUUACUCACUCUUUUUCUCUCUCUCUCUCUCUCUCUCU